Molecule: messenger RNA, 936 nt
Organism: Monopterus albus (swamp eel)
Lineage: Eukaryota; Metazoa; Chordata; Actinopteri; Synbranchiformes; Synbranchidae
Gene: fxn
Product: frataxin
Exons: 6
Coding region: 127-753 (208 amino acids)
Biological process (GO): iron incorporation into metallo-sulfur cluster; intracellular iron ion homeostasis
Cellular component (GO): mitochondrion
Molecular function (GO): ferroxidase activity; ferrous iron binding; iron chaperone activity
Source: RefSeq, a predicted model, not a curated record
AAACGCGAAGAAGAGGAAGUGGCGGAAGGGGAGGUAUUUUUAAGACACACGAGAGGCACUGCUACGCAAAUGGGACGCAGUCGAAUUAUUGAGAGAGCUAAAAGAGCUGUUGGCAUUUAGUCCGUCAUGUUAUCUAUCUUUACUAAAACUUCACAUAUUCCUCACUUCGUGAACGCACCGCUCAACAUGGUGACAGCGCAGAGAAUCAAGAACAUCUCUAAACAGCUCAGGAACAUGUCUCACCUUCUAGGGAUUCAUCCGUUUACUGAAGUCAUGUUGCAUCCCAUCUGUCAACCUCCAAACAAAUGGUUUGAGAGCAGAGGUGAUGGUGACAGGUGGAGGAAAAACAUUCAUCUGACAGCAAAACUGGAGAAUUUCACCCCUGUGCAGAUAAGUGAGCUGUCGGAAGCAGCGUAUGAGAAGCUGGCAAAUGAGACACUGGAUGCUCUGGCGAACUACUUUGAAGACCUGACAGAUGAACCUUUCACUGGAGCAGACUAUGAUGUUGUCUUAUCUAGUGGUGUGCUGACAGUGAAGGUGGGUGGAAACCAUGGCACCUAUGUCAUUAACAAACAGACACCAAACAGACAGAUCUGGCUUUCUUCUCCUACCAGUGGACCAAAACGCUAUGACUGGACAGGUGAACGCUGGGUAUACAUUCGUGAUGGUAUAAGCCUCCACCAACUAUUGUCUAAAGAGUUUUCCAUCAUCUUCAGUAAAACCAUGGACCUCUCUGACCUGCCAUAUUCCUGAGAUGCCACACCUGCCACUGACCUGCCUCUACUAAUGGAACACCUUUUGUCAUGUAGGGGUCAUAGACAUAGUAUAUAAAGUUGCCAGAAAAAGUCAUGGCACUGUUUACAGUUUCCUGGUUUUCUGCAUAAAUUGGUCAUGAAAUAUUAAAUAGGUAUAAAGACAUGAAAAAUCAUGACUUUG